Suncus etruscus (white-toothed pygmy shrew) is the source of this 2728-nucleotide messenger RNA. RefSeq names its product vesicle amine transport 1 (gene VAT1). Gene Ontology annotation, molecular function: oxidoreductase activity; zinc ion binding. NCBI's taxonomy places the organism in Eukaryota, Metazoa, Chordata, Mammalia, Eulipotyphla, Soricidae. The record is from RefSeq and is a predicted model, not a curated record.
GGGCCCGCCCUCCAGCUGCAAAGCCUCGGUGCGUCCAGCUGUGCUCGCGCGUUCAGAUUGCAGCCAUGUCCGCCGAGGCUGAGGUCGCCUCCGAGGCGGCCGCCGUGGUGGUGGCCACCGAGGCCGGCAGCGCCGCCGACGCGGCCCCGCAGCCCCCGAAAGCCGACGCGCCCGGCGAUGACACCUCCACCCCGCCGGCCCCGGCCUCCUCGGAUGGAGCGGCGGCGCCUCCCCCGCUGCGCUGCCUGGUGCUCACGGGCUUCGGGGGCUACGACAAGGUGAAGCUGCAGAGCCGGCCGGCCGCUCCCCCGGCGCCGGGCCCCGGCCAGCUGACCCUGCGCGUGCGGGCCUGCGGGCUCAACUUCGCCGACCUGAUGGCCCGCCAGGGGCUGUACGACCGCCUGCCGCCGCUGCCCAUCACGCCGGGCAUGGAGGGCGCGGGCGUCGUGGUCGCCGUGGGCGAGGGCGUGAGCGACCGCAAGGUAGGAGACCGGGUGAUGGUGCUGAUCCGUUCAGGCAUGUGGCAGGAGGAGGUGACUGUGCCGUCAGCUCAGACCUACCUGAUGCCAGAAGCCAUGACCUUCGAGGAAGCCGCUGCCUUGCUGGUCAACUACAUCACAGCCUACAUGGUCCUCUUUGACUUCGGCAACCUUCGGGCUGGCCACAGCGUCUUAGUACAUAUGGCUGCAGGGGGUGUGGGGCUGGCGGCCUUGCAGCUGUGCCGCAACGUGGAGAACGUGAGCGGGUAUUCGGAACGGCCCUCGGCCAGCAAGCACGAGAUGCUGAAGGAGAAUGGGGUCACACACCCCAUCGACUACCACACAACUGAUUACGUGGAUGAGAUCAAAAAGAUCUCCCCCAAAGGAGUGGACAUCGUCAUGGACCCUCUGGGUGGAUCAGAUACUGCCAAGGGCUACAACCUCCUCAAACCCAUGGGCAAAGUGGUCACCUAUGGUGAGAAUGGCAACCUGCUGACGGGCCCCAAGCACCUCAUGGCCCUCGCGAGAACGUGGUGGAACCAGUUCAGCGUUACGGCGCUGCAGCUGCUGCCCGCCAACCGCGCCGUGUGUGGCUUCCACCUGGGCUACCUGGAGGGCGAGAUAGAGCUGGUCAGCGGGGUGGUGGCCCGCCUCCUGGCACUCUACAACAAAGGUCAAAUCAAGCCUCAUAUCGACUCCGUGUGGCCCUUCGAGAAGGUGGUGGACGCCAUGAAGCAGAUGCAAGAGAAGAAAAAUGUGGGGAAAGUCCUCCUAGUGCCGGGGCCAGAGAAAGAGAAAUAGGGUGGGAGUCGGGAGACCCAAAGGUGGGGAAGGGCACGCUGGGCAGCCAAGCUGUAAGCACCCAGCAACUCACAUUGCAUUUCAUCCCCCUGCCCGCUCCCUGCCAGGGUCUCCCUAUUUGACCUCUUUCCCCACCCCCUUCUUGCUCUCUCCAGGGCUGCCCCUUCCCCCGUUCCUGCCCUCUGAAGAGGUUGGGAAGCGACCACUUGGAUGUCUGGGCCCUGCGAGGGGACAGGGAGAGUCAGAGAGAGGCAGGUUGCUUCCUGCCCCACCCUGUCCCCCGGGCCCGCUGUGCUGCUUGUGCCAACUUAGCCAGUCCCCCAGUCCCUUUCAUUCCCCUUCUGUGUGCUUUUGCCCUAGCCUCGUCUCCCUGCUGUCCUUGCCCCAACACCUCCCAAAGAAUCGAAAUGCCAGCUCAGGGUGGGGGGCCAACACGCACAUGUCCAGCAUGUCCCUGUCCUCUCCUUGCUAUCCACCCUCCCCCAGGCCGGCCAGCACCGCCUCUGUGCGGCGGCCGCAUCUCCACUCCUUUCCCAACUUCUUAAGCACAAUCGGGCUUCUUCCACCUCCGGGCUUUCUGCCACUGAUGACCAAGGUUGCCUCUGCCACCAUCUGUGGGCGGGAUCUGGCUGCUCUCAUGCCCCCCUCCCCAGCUCACCUUCACUGAGUUCUCUGGAUUUGUUCUCAGUGCCUUAGCCAUGGAAAAUCUGUGCUGACGUACGUGGGGGUCCCGGUCUCUGUCGCACCUCUUCCUCCACCCCUGGACUCCCCAGUGCCUUCCUUGUCCUGGUGGGGCUGGGGUUUCGCUGCUCCCCAGUUCCACAACACUGCCAAAAAUCUAUGUGUGUGCCAGUCGGGGCGGGUGGUGGGUGGGUGGGGCAGCCCCUGGCCUUCUGGGGUCUGGGCCAUGUCCUGUCUCUGGGGCUGUCAUUUCUUUAGGGGGUGGGUGGGGAGAGGUGGCAGGGAAACUUUCUCAGCCUCACUUUUGGCACCUGCCACCAGAGGUAGUGAGUUCUCUGUGCAGUUCCGGUCCUGGGACCAAGACAGGACCAAAGUCAAGCGCUAAAGCACAUUCCCACCUUCCCUGGCAGGCGAGGGCUGUCCAUUUGCCUUCUCAGAGUAGGAGGCAGUUUUCCAAACUCAGCCCCCAAUUUUGUUUACAUGGGUGAGGAGAAGGAGCAGGGGAGGAAGGGGUGGUGGUGGUGGUGAGGAUUGAAGCCCCUGGAACCAUAAUAGAGACUUCCUAGGUGAGGGCUGUGACUCCUUCUGUGAGCUGGAGCUGGGGAGAUCAGCGCCGCAGCCAUUGCCAAUGGGAGGUGAGUGAAGGAAGGAGCUUAGCUCUUCCUUGUGUAAAGAAGGCCUAAUGGUGUGCGAUUUCUGCUUCUGUGUACCCCGCCCCACUUACCGAAGCUGCCUUUGUGUUUGUGUCAAUAAAAAGCCAAAACCUG